This is a messenger RNA of Penaeus indicus, 1182 nucleotides long. Its product is annotated as L-proline trans-4-hydroxylase-like. The coding region runs from base 113 to 979 and encodes 288 amino acids. Lineage: Eukaryota; Metazoa; Arthropoda; Malacostraca; Decapoda; Penaeidae. The transcript has 7 exons. The record is from RefSeq and is a predicted model, not a curated record.
GGGGGAAGGGGAAAGGGGGGGAAGGAGGAUGAGAACAGAUAACAGAGCCAAACGACGUCAGUUGUGAACAGAGAGGGAACAAGAGGCAGACGUCCCCUGCGGAACACCAGCCAUGGCGGAUUCGGAGUUUUUCUACGACCCGGCCAAUUGGUCGGUUAGUAAACAAAUGGUAGACGCAUACGAGAAAAAUGGAUACGUUUUAGUCAGGAACAUGCUAAGCCAAGCCGAGAUUCAGAAGCUCCGAACAGCCGUGGAGAGCAGCAAGGGAAUCCAGAGGCACGCAUACGGACGAAGCGACGGGGACAGAAAGAGUCGAAUGUGUGUCUGGAAUCACCCUGGGGACGACAUCACGGGGGUCCUCGCUCGCUCUCCCAGGGUGGCGGGGACCAUGCGGGAGCUUAUGGGCGGAGACGAAGUUUAUCAUUACCACAGCAAACUCAUGAUGAAGGAUGCCAAGAGCGGAGGGGCGUUCUUGUGGCACCAGGAUUAUGGGUACUGGUACUUCAAUGGCUGCCUGUACCCGGAGAUGGCCUCCGUCUUCAUCCCCGUCGACGAUUGCGUGAAGGAAAACGGCUGCUUGCAAGUGCUUGUCGGUUCUCACAAGCUGGGGAGAAUCGAUCACAAGACCAUCGGGGAACAGCUCGGCGCCGAUCCGGAGCGGGUCGAGCAGGCAAAGCUCGCCCUCGAACACGUCCACGUAGAAAUGAAGGCCGGGGACAUGCUCUUCUUCCACUGCAACUUACUCCACACUUCGAACCAGAACAGCUCGGACCUGCGACGCUGGGUGUUCAUCGUGGCUUUCAACAAGAAGGCCAACGACCCUUACAUGGAGCAUCACCAUCCUCGGUACACGCCGCUGAAGAUGGUGGACGACAGCGAGCUUCUGAAGUGUGACGUGAUAGAGAACCUCGAAGGCAAAUGGUUCAUGAAUCCUACAGAAGAUAAUUCGUUCAAGGCAGGAGACAAAAAAUUCCACUAGUCGUUUCUGAGAAGGAGAAUCAGUCCUUAAUGCUACAGGAUUUAAAAAGAAAAUUAUUUGAGAUAAAAAAUUCUGUGUUUACCAUUUAAUUGUAAAACGUUAAACAUUAAUCUGCAUUUUUAGUUAUAGAUCAUUAGGGUCUCAGCAUUAAACCUGUAAAGUUGUUUUGAGUUACUUUAAUGAAAUAAAAGAUGAUUAAUGUU